AUGAGUCUAUUUUCGACGUAUCAUAUAAUAGAUGCUGAACAAAUAAUUAAAGCCAAUAUCCGUCCUAAUCACAUUCAGGAAGAUAUUGAUAGUUUAUUGUAUGUAUUAUUCCCUGUUACAUAUAUAGUUAAAGCAGAUUUACAAAAAGUCACAGGUCUUCAUCCAAAUAUUAUACAAAAACUUAAUACAAAAUCUCAUGCAUUAGGUUUAUUGCAACAUUUUGGUUAUAUAUUGGAUCAAAGAGGUAAUUAUACUUAUCAAUCAACUAAUGUAGAUCGUGAAGUAACACGUCGUCAAAAUGCUACUAAUGAAUUUAGAAGAUUUUAUAAUGAUUUAAAAAGAAUUAAAGAUGGCUCUUUCAAUGGUUUUGAAGAGUAUAUUAGAAAUUACAGCGAACGUCCAAUAUCAGCUUAUUCUGUUCGUAGUACAAAUGAUGAACAACAGCAACGACAAUCGACUUCAAGUCCAUCUUUUCGUUCAAAAUCACCACCAUUAUCAAAUGCUUCAACAGUUAAAGCAGGCAAUGAAAAAAUGUUGGAAAAAAUUAAAUCAUUCAAGGAAAGCAUUAUACUAAGACAUGGUGGACGACCUGCACAUAGUUUUAUUCGUCGAAAAUUAUUACUUUUUUUAUAUAAACAAAAAUAUCCUUACUCACUUGAAUUUGAUGAUGAUUUGAUUGAUAGUGAAAUUGAUCAACGUAUACAUCAAUUAAAACAGAAAGAUAGAGUUCGUGAUUCAUCUUGUGGUGAUGAAGUUUAUUAUGAAUGUUUAAUUCGUGCAAAUCUUGAUGAUGAUAUUGCACUCGAAAUACUACGUCAUAAUCGACCAAACUUAAAACCACCUCCUGAACCAGAAAUUUCACGAACACCAACAACAACAACAAUGGGUCGUAGUAUACGUCCUUUACAACAACAAUGGGAAUUACUUAAUAAAGAUACAGAAGAAAAUACAGCUCCUCAAAUGUUAUUACAUGAAGGCGAUGAAUGGAAAAAUACAACACAUAUUGUAACAGCUAUUAUCAAACUUCGACAACAAUAUAAUACUCAAGAUGUUGAUGACAAUCUUUUUUCUAAAAUGUAUCGAUUGAUCUAUAGUGAACUUUCACAUAUUAUUGGCCAACAAUUUGGAUUAAAAAUUGAACUAUUUUCAUAUGCUUUAUGCAAAGUAUCAGUUGCUAGUCUUGAACAUAUUAGUAUAGCUGAUAUUAAAGAUAUAUGUUCAAUCAAAGAUACAGCAAUUCAUGAAAAUUUUCAAGAUAAUGCUAUUAAAUUUCUAUCAAUGGAGUGUCCAGUAUGUUGUGAUUCUUUUCCACGUAGUCGAAUGGAGACAAUGUAUUUAUGUAAUCAUAUGUGUUGUUUAACUUGUGCUCAAGACUAUUAUCGAAAUGCAAUUCAAGAAAUUCGAGAUCCUCAAGCGUUAAAAAAACUAACUUGUUUUCAAGAAGAAAUUGAAAUUUCCGACGAUGUUAAAUUAAAUUUUUUCCAAUAUUUAGGAUCAAAAUUAAAUCAAUGGUUUACUGAUGAAAGACUUGUUCUUGAUAAAUAUCAUGAAAAUCUAUUUAUAGCAACACGAGAUUCACAAAUUAAAAAAUGUGGUAAUCCACGAUGUACUAGUUUUUUUAAUCUUAUUAAUAAUAAUAAUCGAAUUGCUCGUGCUCAAUGUCCUCAUUGUCAGUUUCAACAAUGCCAACAAUGUUGUCGAAAAUGGUUCAAUGAACAUAAUGAACAGACUUGUGAACAAUAUGCUGAUUGGUUGACAGAUAAUGAUCCAGAUGAUCCUGAAGUACAACUUACAAAAUAUUUAAAUACAGCCGGUAUGGUUUGUCCUAAUGAUCAAUGUAAAGCUAUUUAUGAAUAUAAACCUGGUGGGUGUGAACAUUUCUUAUGUGUUCGAUGUAAGACGGAAUUUUGUCGAAUAUGUUCAGCAUUGUUCUACAAUCCGGAAAAUAACACAGUAACGAAUAUGGUUUGUCCUCGAGCAGAUUGUGUAUUGAAAAAGACGCUACAUGCUCAUUGUUGUUUGAAUUGUUAUCGUGAAAUUCGUGAUGAGGCUCAAGUGGAUGUGAUUGUUCAAUUAUUGACUAAUCAUAAUAUAAAUGUUUCGGAAGAAGUUCAACAAAAACCACAGGCAACUGGUCUUAAAUGUCCAGUGGAAGGUUGUAAAAAUGCACCUUCAAUGGCAUCUGACAAUCGAUUUUGCGAACGAUGUUACAAAGAAUUUCUAUGCUUACUUCUGUGGCGUAAUGAAAUAGAACCUUGGGAACUGUAUGAUGAUGGUUAUUUACGUCGAAAACUGACUGCUAUUGGAGUUGUUGUAGCUGCAGAUGCAACAAAAGAUAUUUUAAUCCAACGUGCUGAUCGUAUGUUUUACAGUGAAGCUAGUCGACGGAUGAAUAAUCCAAAAGAUUAUACUGUUGAUAAUGCUCAUGAUCAAGUACAAGCUAUUCGUCUGAUGCAUUAUGCUUCAGAAGACGAAUACGAUCUUCAUCGUCUUAUGGAAAACUAUAGAACGUUUGAUGAUGCAUUUUCUUAUCUACAAAGUCUUAGAAGACAACGGGCAAAACCUUUGUCAUCAAUUAUUAGACCAAUUAAUAACGAUGAUAAUGGUCCAAUGGGUAGUCCGUCUUCACCUGCUGGUUCUGACAACAAUCCGCAGGCGUAUAACAGAACUUCAUCAUCAUCAAAUCGCCCAUCAUCACCAUACACUCGUAGACCAGGAAGCAGCCGAGGCGGUGGGCAAACUAGUCAAGGAGAUAAUUCACCAUCGGAAUAUUUUAACAAACCACCAAACAACAGAAAUGGCGGGUCAUAA
This is a messenger RNA of Rotaria sp. Silwood1, 2811 nucleotides long. The record is from the annotation of a GenBank genome assembly. NCBI's taxonomy places the organism in Eukaryota, Metazoa, Rotifera, Eurotatoria, Philodinida, Philodinidae.